AACUUUCAGUGGUCAACUCUGAGGCUACUCUACCCACGUCAUGAACAAAUCUAUUACAAGUUAUCCAUCUUGAAUAUCUAAAAUGUCUCAGUUAAUGCCAGUAUCCUAUCCAGUUAUGGCAGAGGUCACUGGGGGUGGGAAGUAGCUUAUAGGAUAGCUAGAUAUGUUCAUAUAUGCUUUUCAAAUUAGCCAUCUUCUUAAGUUGGAAGUCUGGGAUUCAAGUUAUAUUUGAUUGUCACAGUCCAUGUCCCCACAUUCUAACCUAUUUUUGAGCUCUUAGCCUGGAACCACCAUACCAAGAGAUUCUCCCUGGACUUUGUUCCAUACAGGGUUGGCUAGACAAGGGCCUCUGAAUAUGAUGACAUAUACCCUCUUUACACAUUCUGUAGGUCUUUGGAGAGAAGGAAUUGACUAGGGACCCUUAUUGUGUUUUAUGAUUGCUUCAUUUGUAUUGGCCCUGAAGAUCCCUUUGUUCCUAAAGUAGGCUGGGUACAUUCUGCUUCCUAGAACUAGCCUCACAAGAAACAAAGGUAUAAGCAAAGCUAAGGGGGAAACAGAAUUAUGCUUGAAACUUUCUAUAGGCAGAGAACAAUUCUUGGUAUUGACUAGAUAUUGAGGAAGGGGAAUGAGAAGUAGGGUGAAAUUAUGGAAGGAAGCUGGCAGGUUCAUGAUUUCUUUCUUGGCAUGACUAGUCUUUCUUCAUCAUCUUCCUGGAGGUAGGGUUUGGUGCCAGUGUUCCUGAAGUGUUCUCCAUGGAUAAAAGGAGGUGAAGCUGAGUGCUGUCUCCAUUUCAGGUUCUUAGGGGCCGCCAAAAUGAUGUCCCCUUUCCCUCUGUUACUGGUGAGCAUCUUGUUUUCUGCCCUGCAGGCCAAGCAAUUCACAAAAUGUUCACUGUCUCAGGAGCUGAAUGACCUUGCUGGCUAUCGAAACAUCACUUUGCCUGAAUGGAUCUGUAUCAUAUUUCAUAUCAGUGGUUAUGACACACAAACCAUAAUAAGAAACAAUGGCAAUACGGAGUAUGGACUUUUCCAGAUAAAUGAUAAAGAUUUCUGUGACAGCAGCCAGAACCUUCAGUCAAGGAACAUCUGUGACAUUUCCUGUGACAAGUUCUUGGAUGAUGACCUUACUGAUGACAUAAUGUGUGCCAAGAAGAUCCUGGAUAUCAAAGGAAUUGACCACUGGUUGGCCCACAAACCACUCUGCUCUGACAAGCUGGAACAGUGGUACUGCAAGGUGUUGUGAGUGUCUGCUGUCUUUUGUCACUGCUGCCCUUUCCACACAUCCAGAACCCCAUUUCCCUCUUGCUACCUCAAUUUGUCUCUUUUUACCCCUGAAGAUGAUUUGUCUCUGAGCCCUGGAUCCUGUAGUGACACUGUUUGACUCUUGAUGACUGUUGUCUAACAAUGCAUGUCUGGUGUACUGGACUUUAGACACUUGCUCAGUGCUCCCAAUGGCACUUUAACUGCACCAACAAAUUCCACCUCUGUCAUGAAU
Heterocephalus glaber (naked mole-rat) is the source of this 1494-nucleotide messenger RNA. RefSeq names its product lactalbumin alpha (gene Lalba). Gene Ontology annotation, biological process: defense response to Gram-negative bacterium; defense response to Gram-positive bacterium; lactose biosynthetic process. NCBI's taxonomy places the organism in Eukaryota, Metazoa, Chordata, Mammalia, Rodentia, Bathyergidae. Gene Ontology annotation, molecular function: lactose synthase activity; lysozyme activity; calcium ion binding. The record is from RefSeq and is a predicted model, not a curated record.